AUGCCGGCUGUAAAAGGAGAUGGCAUGCGAGGGCUUGCCGUUUUUAUUAGCGAUAUAAGAAAUUGCAAAAGCAAAGAAGCUGAACUGAAACGUAUAAACAAGGAGUUGGCAAACAUCCGAUCGAAAUUCAAAGGCGAUAAAACCCUUGACGGCUAUCAGAAGAAAAAGUAUGUGUGCAAACUAUUGUUCAUCUUCCUUCUUGGAAAUGAUAUUGAUUUUGGACAUAUGGAAGCCGUCAAUCUUCUCUCUUCGAACAAAUAUACGGAGAAGCAAAUUGUAAAGCUUCAAGGAUAUUUGUUUAUAUCGGUGCUCAUUGAGCAACAAUCCGACUUGAUGAAACUGAUUGUGCAAGGAAUUCGUAACGAUUUGACAUCGCGCAAUCCGGUCCACGUCAAUCUCGCCCUUCAGUGCAUUUCCAACAUGGGAUGUCGUGAAAUGGCGGAAGCGUUUUGCACGGAUCUCCCCAAACUUUUGGUAUCGGGAGAAACCAUCGACUUCGUCAAACAAUCUGCUGCGUUGUGCAUUCUGAAGCUAUUCCGUAAUUCGCCGGAAUCUUUCCAGCCGGGAGAGUAUGCACCUCGUAUUGUUCAUCUACUCAAUGAUUCGCAUAUGGGAGUUGUCACCGCUGCUGCGUCUCUUAUAGAAGCUUUGUCCAAGAGAUGGCCUGAAGACUAUAAAGGGGCUGUUCCAUUAGCGAUUUCGCGUUUGAGUCGAAUCGUCACCGCGACCUAUACCGAUCUUCAAGAUUAUACUUACUAUUUUGUGCCGGCUCCAUGGCUUUGCGUUAAGCUUCUUCGGCUUCUUCAAAACUACCCACCACCAGAUGAUCCGUCUAAUAAAGCCAGACUUCUUGAAUGCCUCGAAGGCAUUUUGAACAAGGCUCAAGACGCUCCAAAAUCGAAAAAAGUUCAGCACUCGAAUGCGAAGAAUGCUGUUCUUUUUGAGGCGAUUGCCCUCAUUAUUCAUAUGGAUUCCGAGCCGCAUCUUCUAGUUCGCGCUUGCAACCAACUUGGAACUUUUCUGUCGCAUAGAGAGACCAAUUUGAGAUAUCUCGCUCUUGAAUCAAUGUGUCUCCUUGCUACCUCAGAGUUCUCUCAUGAUGCGGUUAAGAAACACCAAGACACCAUCAUCAAUAGCCUUAAAACUGAAAGAGAUGUUUCGGUUCGCCAACGUGCUGUUGACCUUCUUUAUGCAAUGUGCGAUCGCUCAAACGCUAAACAAAUUGUUGCUGAAAUGUUGGCGUAUUUGGAGACUGCUGACUAUUCAAUUCGUGAAGAAAUGGUGCUCAAGGUUGCAAUACUUGCUGAGAAGUAUGCAACCGAUUACACGUGGUACGUCGAUGUCAUUCUCAAGCUCAUUCGGAUUGCUGGUGACUAUGUCAGCGAGGAAGUCUGGUACCGUGUCAUUCAGAUUGUCGUUAAUCGUGAAGAUGUUCAAGGAUAUGCUGCUAAAACUGUCUUCGAAGCUUUGCAACGCCCAGCCUGUCAUGAAAAUAUGGUCAAAGUUGGGGGAUACAUUCUUGGUGAAUUUGGAAACUUCAUUGCUGGAGAUGAACGUUCUAGUGCUAAAAUUCAAUUUGAGCUUCUUCAUUCCAAAUUCCAUUUGUGUAGCAUCACCACGAGAUGUUUGUUGCUCACCACUUAUAUUAAGUUCUGUAAUCUUUUCCCGGAAAUUAAACCUCUCGUUCAACAAGUUUUCCGCACUGAUCAUAAUUUGCGUAAUCCGGAUGCUGAGCUCCAGCAACGCUCCAUCGAAUAUCUUCAAAUGAGUCAACUUGCAUCUAGCGAUGUCUUGGCUACGAUUCUCGAAAUUAUGCCACCAUUUGCCGAGAAAGAAAGUAGCCUUCUUGCUAAGCUAAAGAAAACGAAACCGCAAAUGGAAGAAAUCGAACGUGAGGAUCGCGAAAAGAAGUCAAAACCGGCAGCGGUUAUGAACGAAGGAUCGCCAUCACUUGUUGAAAUUGAUAACACAGUCUCAAGCAAUACCUCUACUUUGACUGAUGUUUUCGGAGGAAACAAUACUUCAUCGAUUCUUGCUGUGCCAAAUGACGAAUCGGAAAUCAGCAACAAAUCGGAUUAUUUGAAAUUCGUCUCGAAAAAUAAUGGAGUGCUUUAUGAAGAUGAUAUAAUUCAGCUUGGAUGCAAACUUGAAACAAAAAAUAAUUUGGCACGUCUUGGAAUGUUUUAUGGCAACAAGACCUCACAGGUCUUAACCAAUUUCAACCCGAUUGUUACUUGCCCCGGAGCAUUGGCAGUGCAAUUGCAAGCGCAGGCAAAACCAGUCGAGCCCACUGUUGCCGCUGGAACUCAAGUGCAACAGCUUAUUAAUUUUGUUUGCAUCCAAGAGUUCCAGAAAGUUCCAAUCAUCAAAAUUAAGUUUAAUUACACUGACCGCAAUGGCUCGCCUCAGCAUUUCGAUAAGAAUUUCUAUCUUCCACUGUUCAUCAACAAGUUCUUUGAACCGACUAAUAUGACAUCGGAGCAAUUUUUCACUCGUUGGAAGUCGCUCGGCCAAAACUCGCAAGAGUGCCAAAAGAUAUUCAAUGCGAAAUAUUCAAUGGAAAAUUCUGUUAUUGAACAGAAGCUUAAAGGAUUUGGAGCAAAUCUUCUGACUGAGGUUGACCCGAACCCAGAUAACUUUGUUUGUGCUGGAAUAAUUCACACUCAAACUCAGCAAAUCGGCACACUUAUUCGUCUUGAACCAAACAAGCAGGCUAAGAUGUUCCGUUUGACGAUCCGCUCGAGCAAGGAUACAGUUGUCAACAAUUUGUGUGAAAUUCUCGCUGAGCAAUUCUAA
Messenger RNA from Caenorhabditis bovis, 2796 nucleotides. NCBI's taxonomy places the organism in Eukaryota, Metazoa, Nematoda, Chromadorea, Rhabditida, Rhabditidae. The record is from the annotation of a GenBank genome assembly.